CUUGGUCCCUUCCAAACCAUCAAAUUUGGAUUUUGUUGAGGAUGCCAUCAAAGACAUCCAGGAACUCCUUGACAAUGGUUUGGAGGGAAAACAGAUUAAAAUUAAAUGUGUUGUCUGUGAUGCACCUGCAAGAGCCAUGGUUAAAAAGAUAAAACAGUUCUCAGGAUAUUAUGGGUGCGAUAAAUGCACUCAGAGGGGCAUGUGGGUGUCUGGACGAGUGACCUACCCAGAGGUAGAGAAUCUCACUCUACACACGAAUGAGAUCUACCGUACCGAAAUGGCAAGACGGCAGAAAGAUGAGGCCAUUUCAAUGUCACCAUUUGUGAGGCUCCCUUUGGACAUGGUUAAUCAAUUUCCAAUAGACUAUAUGCAUCAAGCCUGCCUGGGGGUCACAAAAAAAAUUAUCACAGAGUGGAUGAGAGGAGAGAGGAAUGUGCGGAUGUCUGCUGGACAAAUCAAUCAAGUGUCCCAAAGGCUGCUCUCACUUCGGAAAGCCAUUCCAAGCUGUUUUCCACGAAAACCAAGGCGUCUAGAAGACAUCGAUAGGUGGAAGGCAACUGAAUUGCGGCAGUUUGCAGUAUACACUGGCAAGAUUGUGCUAAAAGGAAUUCUGGCAGAUGAGUUGUAUGACCACUUCAUGGCAUUCAGUGUUGCCUUGAGCCUUCUUCUUUCACCAAACCUGGCAGUGGAACACAACAGCUACAGCAGUGAGCUGAUGACUUUCUUUGUUGCAAAAACAAAAGAGCUCUAUGGAGAUCACUUCAUGGUGUACAACAUACAUUCCAUGCUACAUCUAGCAGCAGAAGCAAUGAAUUUUGGCACUCUUGAUGCUUGCAGUGCUUUCCCAUUUGAGAACUUUCUAGGAAAGCUUAAGCGACUCAUAAGAUCAGGAAGUCAACCACUUGUCCAAGUGGCCAAACGGUAUGUGGAGCAGGCAAAUUUUCCACACAUACAAUCUGUGGCGACAAAAAAGUUGAAAGUCACAAGACCGAACAACGCUUUCAUUCUCCGGGAGGGGAAGUGUUGUGUGGCCAUGGAAGAAAGAGAAGAGAUGGAUGAGUCCGGAUCUCCAAAGAUAUUAUGCAAGGUUUUUGAGAAAUCUGAACCGCUUUUCAGAGAUCCAUGUGACUCACGUCUGAUUGGCUGUUUCAAAGGGCAGUCAAGGCAAUCUGUAAUGAAACUCAUCCCAGAACAACAGCUGACAAGAACUGCCAUAAUGGUGGAAGAAAACCAGGAGAUUUUUUUUUUGGCUGUCCUGCAUACAAUUUAACUCUCUCUCUCUCUCUCUCUCCAGCCAGCAUUAAAUGGUGAGGCCAAUGUGGGUCCCAUAUUGGCUUUAAAUAAGGGUCCCAUAAGUUCCAUGUGGGCCCCUCCUGAAUGAGCCCAUAUGAAUCUCACAUACAAAUCUGACUAGGGCUAUCUGGCCAUGGCCCAGUAUGUGUCUUAUGUGAGUUGCCCAAUUGGGGAGUAGCCCCAGAGUGCUUGGAUGAUGGGACGGGGCGACACAUUAGGGCGGAGUGACACAUGUAGCCCAGCCCACCCCCAAAUUUCAUUGGUUUAUAAUACAGCAGAGCUUAUUGGCAUAGACACUUGAGACAUGAGCAUGCGCAUUCCUUUGUGUAUGUUUUGAACGAUCUACGCUGUUUGACUGUACUACAGAAUUAUUAAUCGCUAAUCACAGGGAUUUCAGUUAGAAUCCUACUGGCUAAUGUUUUUUGAACUUAAGACGAAUUAGUUACCUUGGGCAGAACAGAACAGAGCUGUGUAACAUGUAUUAUAAUACAUGCCGAUUUUCAUAAAAGCAGACAUAUGUUUUAACAUUGAGCAGUUUAAGAGCUGGGCAAUAUGC
Messenger RNA from Cyprinus carpio (common carp), 1849 nucleotides. RefSeq lists its product as uncharacterized. The record is from RefSeq and is a predicted model, not a curated record. The coding region runs from base 137 to 1270 and encodes 377 amino acids. The transcript is spliced from 2 exons. Lineage: Eukaryota; Metazoa; Chordata; Actinopteri; Cypriniformes; Cyprinidae.